AUGGCUCUGCGUGCCAGGCUCGUUUUGCUCCUCGUGGCCAUAGCCUUCAUCCUUGCCAGAGCCUCCGAGGAGGAUGGUAAAAUCGUCAACGGCACCAUCGCUGGUCCGGGGGAGUUCCCCUUCGUGGUCUCGCUGCGCCGCGCCAAAAGUGGACACCACUCGUGCGGAGCCACGCUGCUUAACCCGCUCUGGGUCCUCACUGCAGCCCACUGCGUGCGCAGCUCUUUGCCCGAGCAAGUGAACAUACAGUACGGCAGUCAGACCCUGGCGCGCAACUCCAGCCAGCUGGCCCUCGUGGCCGCCAUCUUCGUCCAUCCAGGCUAUGACCCGCAGGACAAGUAUGUCCACGACAUCGCCUUGCUGCAACUGGCACAUCCCGUCACGCUGAGCAAGUUUGUCCAGCCGGUGCGUCUGCCGGAGCCUCGGCAAGAAACCCCUGGAAACGCGAGUGCCGUCCUUGCGGGCUGGGGAUUGAAUGCGACUGGCGGCGUGAUCCAGCAGCAUCUACAAAAGGUCCAGCUGCAGGUGUUUAGCGACAAGGAGUGCAGCGAUCGCCAUCAGACGCAGCUGCACGAAAGCCAGAUCUGUGCUGGAUUGCCUGAGGGCGGAAAGGGCCAAUGCAGCGGCGACUCUGGUGGGCCGCUGAUUGUCACUGGCUCCGACACCCAGGUGGGGAUUGUUUCCUGGAGCAUCAAGCCCUGCGCUCGGCCACCGUUUCCAGGCGUCUUUACCGAGGUCUCCGCCUACGUUGACUGGAUCGUGGACACGGUGGGCAGCUCCUCCACGUCAUCUUUGCUUUGGGUUGGUCAGCUUAUCGUGGGACGCUCGCCACCAGAUCUAAGCAUCUGAAGGACUCCAUUAGCCCCAUUAAAAAUA
This is a messenger RNA of Drosophila biarmipes, 876 nucleotides long. Its product is annotated as trypsin-1. Gene Ontology annotation, molecular function: serine-type endopeptidase activity. The record is from RefSeq and is a predicted model, not a curated record. Gene Ontology annotation, biological process: proteolysis. The coding region runs from base 1 to 849 and encodes 282 amino acids. NCBI's taxonomy places the organism in Eukaryota, Metazoa, Arthropoda, Insecta, Diptera, Drosophilidae. The transcript is spliced from 2 exons.